CUUUUAAAAUGAAUUUUGAACUGGUAGUAUCUGAAAGUAGUGAUAAUGGUGUUUUAAAUUUUUGGAAAGCUAUAGAAAUCUUGAUAAAUAAUCCGCAUACCAUUAAUCGUAGAAUUCUAAUUUGUCAAAAAAUACUUACAGCACAAUUUAAAAAUAAUCACAACUUAUAUUCUUAUAUUAAAGAAAUACAAUCUUUAUCGAUAGAAAAUGAUCUUAAAAAUAACAAUGAAAAUAUAUUUUUAAAUGUAAAUAAAUUAUUAUCUCGUAAUUCACAAUUUGGUACAACGUUAGAAUUUAUAUUUAUUAAUACAAUAGAAAAUUAUGUUUUGUUUGUUCAAAAAUGUAUUUCUAAAGAUAACGUUUCAUUAGGUACAAAUGUAAUUUACAAAAUAGUGUAUGAGAAAGAAGGUAUUAUAUCUAUGUACGUACAAAAAAUAGAUGAUAAUAUAGAUUAUCAUAAAAGUAUUAAUUGGCUUAAAAAUACAUUGUUUAUACGUUUAAUGAAAUGGAUGAAACCAGAUAGUUCCAUUAAUAAUCGUCUUAUUAUCAAUUCUUUGUCUCUUGUGCAUUCUGAAAAAUAUGCUAAAUUAUAUACUGAAUUGAAAUUAAAAUAUGGUACUUCUUUGGUCAAAGCAUGGACUGAAAGUACUGAUCCUUCAAAAUUUGUUUACGAAGAUAUCGCUAUUGCAACUUAUUUAAUAUUAUUAUGGGAAAAUGAAAGAAAUGAAAAUGGCAGUAAGAAAUUACAAUCAUUUGUUGAUCUUGGUUGUGGCAAUGGUCUACUUGUUUAUAUUUUAUCAAGCGAGGGUUAUCCAGGAUUAGGAAUUGAUCUACGAGCAAGAAAACUCUGGGAUCAUUUUCCAAAAAGUACUCGUUUAGAAGUUCAAACUAUUAUUCCAUCAACUACAUUAUUUCCUGAUAUUGAUUGGCUUAUUGGAAAUCAUUCUGAUGAACUUACACCAUGGAUUCCAGUUAUUGCUGCACGUAGUUCAUAUAAUUGUCGAUUCUUUUUAUUACCAUGUUGUGCUUAUGAAUUUGAUGGUAGUAAAUUUCAAAGACAAAAUACAUUUCUUAGUAAAUAUUCAGAAUAUAUUUCAUGUAUCUUAAAUAUGUCCAAAAUAUGUGGCUUUGAUACUAAAUUGGAUAAAUUAAGAAUACCAUCGACAAAAAGAAUUUCUUUAAUUGGUUUCAAAAGAAAUUAUUCAAAGGAUGAUUUUCUUUUACAAGAAAAACGUAUUCAAGAAUUAAUAACUAUUACGUCAUUAGCAAAAUAUAAUUUGAUUAAAAAUGAUAAUAAUGAAAAGUCAAUUAAUUCAUGGUCUGAUAAUUUUAAACCAAGAAAUCCUAUUGAAAAAGUACGAAAUUGCACACAAUUGAAUAAAACUUUAAUAUCUGAUAUUAUCAAAUUAGUUACAUCAGAAUUAUUAUCCACGUAUCGUCCUAUAAAUCUUUCAGAAAAAAAUAAUCAAAUUUGGAAUGCAGGUGGUCAAAUUGAUUUAAAGGAUAUUAUCAAAUGUAUACCCUUAGAAAUGUUGAAACAGCUUAAAAAUGAAUGUGGUGGUAUUCAAACAUUAUUCAAAAAUAAUGGCCACAUAUUUUCUAUUAUUCAAGGAAAAGUACAAUUAAAGAUACCUGGAAUUAAUUCUAUGAAUGUUAAGAAAAAACGAAAAACUAAUAAUACUAUUAAUUCAAUAAAAACAAAAUCUUGUUGGUUUCAUGAAAAUCAUCCUGAUGGUUGUCCAAACAUUGAAAUGAACUGUAAUUUUAAACAUUAAUUUUUAUUUGUUCAGUAAAUCAUUUAUACUUCCAAAUUUUUGUCAUACAUAAAUGCUAAGUUCAAUUCUGUAAUAUGUUUUAUUACAAACAGUAGUAAUUUAUGUACAAGUUAUAUUUUUACGUAUCAAAUAAAGAUAAUACAACUUAUCAAAGAAAAUGUUUGUCAUCUUAGUAAUACCAGAUAGGUUUAGCAUUAUAGAACACUUAAAAAUAAUAACUGACUCUCAGGAUUUUAAUAAACCGUAGAAUAUAAGUUUACUAUUUUAGUGUUAUCAGUGUAUACAAUAUAUACAUCACAGCGAGUUUUACAAAAUUUCUCAAUGCAAAGACAGAGAGAUCAGUCUAAUAUUAUUUCUGUUUUUUCUUCCUUUGUUAAUCUUUCAUAAUUAGAGCAGUGAAAAAGAGGUCUAUCUGAUAUCUCAGACAGGAUUAGAGGAGUUUAAGCGUAUUUAGCAUUUGAAGAUGUUAGUCUAUCUUAAAAAAAAAAAAAAGAAAGAAAAAAAAAUUGAUUAUUUUACAAAC
This is a messenger RNA of Polistes dominula (European paper wasp), 2298 nucleotides long. RefSeq names its product putative tRNA (uracil-O(2)-)-methyltransferase. Gene Ontology annotation, molecular function: tRNA (uridine) methyltransferase activity. Gene Ontology annotation, biological process: tRNA methylation. Lineage: Eukaryota; Metazoa; Arthropoda; Insecta; Hymenoptera; Vespidae. The record is from RefSeq and is a predicted model, not a curated record.